Messenger RNA from Clavispora lusitaniae ATCC 42720, 2115 nucleotides. RefSeq lists its product as uncharacterized. Gene Ontology annotation, cellular component: ribonucleoprotein complex. Gene Ontology annotation, biological process: Group I intron splicing. The record is from RefSeq and is a predicted model, not a curated record. NCBI's taxonomy places the organism in Eukaryota, Fungi, Ascomycota, Pichiomycetes, Serinales, Metschnikowiaceae.
AUGUCGGGAAAAACCGCUGCAACGACCUCUCUUGGUUACAUGCGGAAAAGAUUUAUAGACCAGGUCAAGGAGUCGUUAAAUGUCCCGAAGUCAUGUGGCAAUCUGGCGUUGGCAUUGUGCUCGAGUAAGUUAUCGCAGAGUCAAAUUGAUCAAGCCAAAAUCCUCAGCAAACGAAUAUCACACAAACUAAGCGAAAAUUCAGACUCAUCGCUAGUUCAGAUGACUCCACAGGAAGUCGAGGAUGAUGUUUUCGUUAGCCUUUGUGCUCGAAAUUAUAACCAGGUGUGGACUAUUGCACAGAAGGUGCAGCAAGAUCCAAUGAACCUGAGAUUCCGUUCCCCCUCGCUAUACUUGUUGCUAUUGGAACUGAUAUCCGCUAGAGGUGAUCGAUCUCAAGUCACAUUGGCGCUCAAUUUGUACCUGGAACUUUUGUCACAAAGUCUGUUACUGGAAGAUACCGUUAAAGUGGCUACACUACAAUUGUUCAAAUGCUUCGAGAGUUGUCAGGAUUUCACCCAGCUCAUACCAUUGCGUAUCCUCUACGAGAAUACUAUUGUGACCGUCUUGCCUUAUUUUGAGUAUGAAGCUUUAUUUUUAGGAGCACAUCUUCACGUUUUUCUCAAUACUGGUCAGUAUAAUCAAGCUCUAGCCCUCAUGCAUCAAAGCUUUGAGUCAUUCCCUGAUCACGAAGACCAGCUAAUACUACUACAAAAGUUACCAUUAUUGAAGUUAUUUGACACCAUGUGCAACUUCAAAGAUUGCAAUUCUCUAGAAUAUUGGCUAUCGCUAGUACUUGACAAGAAUACUUCUUCCAUUCCGUAUGCCUGGUGGUCUCAGUUUCUAAGUUUGGCAACCUCUCAAAAUCACUAUGGCUUGGUGAAACUCAUUUACACACACGUGAUUAUGGCUGGCCACGACAAGGACCUUGCUAUUGAAGAUGUGAUAACAAACAAUGUUAUAUCAAACAUUGAAGCGCAAAGUACAAUGUUGGCAACAUUGUCCGACCACACCCUUCAAGCUAUUUUGCAUACGUUAGCAUCACACGGGGAUGUCGAGCUGACUUUGAGUUUGAUAGAAUGGCAUUACAUUCACAAAGAAAUGCGAGGAGAAAGGGCCUUGACGAAAGACCUUUGCAUCGAUAUAAUCCGCUCUUAUUGUUUUAAUAAUGACUUCUCGGCAACUCCAAUAGAAGGAGAACAUGACUCCAGUGUGGAGAAGGUUUUAGACGUUUUGGAAAGUUUUCUUUCCAGGCUGAAAGAAGACUUUCAUUACACUGACAUAUCGGAUGCCUUUUCUCACAAGAUCAACACAUUGAAUGUUUUUGAUCAGAAUGUCUUUGAGGCCGCCCGUCAUGAAACUGCCACUGUGGAGUUCAUAAACCAAUUAGAAGAACCCGAACAAGAGGCUCGAAAACUGAAAAACGAAAAUAUCUAUGAAUCUCCACAGGGGAAUGUGUUCAUGAAUCAAAAAAUAAUGCAGCAAGUGAUCAUAUCUCACCUUACCUACAUGAAAGACAGACAUAUGAGCGAAAAGUGUAUCCGCCUUUAUACUGAGUGCAUUCUCAACCAUAUCAACAAAUAUCAAAAUGCUUCAGGAGUGAUCAAUGCCAUGCUGGCUAUGAAAAAAUUCAAUUGCACCUGUUAUUGUUGGUUUACCCCAUCCGUUUUUGACAUUCUCUUCAAAUCAAUUUCCAACUCUGCUGCUGCAAGACUUACAGGGUAUACUUUACUUUCAUUCAUGAAGCAAACAGCUAGACCCGUAUCGAAAUCAAACGUUGAAAAUUUGAUAUUUUCAAGCUUGCGUGGCCCACAGUUCAAUCCUCUUCUUGAAUUUUAUAUUCACGAAUACUUAUCAACCUUCAACCAAAAGCCUAGCGUUCAUGUCACACAACGGAUCCAGAACUUUUCCUCUCUCAAUGACAACGGAAAACGUCUUCUUGAAUUUUUGAAAGAUCACACUGUCGAGUUUGUGCGAGAGAACUGGGAAGCUUACGGUUUCAACUCCGCAUUCCCUCAAAAUAAUUUGCACCUAACAGAUGAUACCAAUGAGCAUUACCAUCAAAUAGAUGUGCGAGAUUCACGACAACUUGCCUUUAUUCUAGACAUGAAAGACUGA